This is a messenger RNA of Alosa alosa (allis shad), 1704 nucleotides long. Its product is annotated as L-rhamnose-binding lectin CSL1-like. Bases 1 to 1236 code for a protein of 411 amino acids. Lineage: Eukaryota; Metazoa; Chordata; Actinopteri; Clupeiformes; Clupeidae. The record is from RefSeq and is a predicted model, not a curated record. The transcript has 16 exons. Gene Ontology annotation, molecular function: carbohydrate binding.
AUGCAGGGACAGACAUUCAUCGCGCUCAUCUCACUUAUUGUCUUGUACCAUAACGGUAUAGAGGCAAGCGGACAAGUAUGUGAGGGCACGACGGUACAACUCUCCUGUGGGUUGGGUUUCAUCAAGGUGAACUGGGCCAGCUAUGGACGCAGCAACAGAGACACCUGCAGCAGUGGACGCCCCCCAAGUCAGCUUUCCAACACCAAAUGCCACCAGCACAAGUCUCUACGCAUCAUGUCUGACAGGUGCAAUGGAAUGUCAAGUUGUGCUGUACCUGUGAAAAACUCUGUGUUCUAUGAUCCCUGUCCAGGGACAUAUAAAUACCUGGAUUUAUCUUAUACAUGCCACUCAGUCAAAAGAAGUGUCACAUGUGAAAACAACCAGAAUGCUAUCAGCUGUGCCAAGGGAAGCCUGUUCAUUCAUCACGCCAACUAUGGAAGGAGAGAUCGCCUGACCUGCCCCCAUAAACUGGCAAAGACCUCCCACUGUUAUCACUCUCAAACGGACAACCUACACGGCAGGUGCAAUGGGAAGAAAUCAUGUCAGUUACAUGCUUCAAAUGCGGUCUUCUCUGAUCCCUGCCAUGGUGUCAAUAAGUACCUGGAAGUGACAUACAGCUGCACGCAAUCGUCACUUAUUGUCCUGUGCCAUAAUGGUAUAGAGGGCAAGAGGUAUGCUGAAUGUGAGGGUGAGACGGGGCAUCUCUCCUGUGGGUGGGGUUUCAUCAAGGUGAUCUCGGCCAGCUAUGGACGCAGUAACAGAGACACCUGCAGCAGUGGACGCCCCCCAAGUCAGCUUUCCAACCCCCAAUGCCACCAGCACCAGUCUCUACGCAUCAUGUCUGACAGGUGCAAUGGAAUGUCAAGUUGUGCUGUACCUGUGACAAACUCGGUGUUCUCUGAUCCCUGUGUUGGGACAUAUAAAUACCUGGAUAUAUCAUAUACAUGCCACCCAGCCAAAAGAAGUGUCACAUGUGAACACAACCAGAAUGUUAUCAGCUGUGACACCGGAAGCCUGUUCAUUCAUCAUGCCAAUUAUGGAAGGAGAGAUCUCCUGACCUGCCCACAUGAACAUGCAACAACUCCCAACUGUUAUCACUCUCAAACAGACUACCUACGCGGCAGGUGCCAUGGGAAGACAUCAUGUCAGUUAAAUGCUUCAAAUACUGUCUUCUCUGAUCCCUGCCGUGGUGUCAAUAAGUACUUGGAAGUGACCCACAGCUGCACGCCAUCAUAGAGACCGGAUCACCUUUACCGAAGGCCACACACCGCUGUAGACCAGGACAGAUGAAAGCUAUUAAAAGGGAUCCAAAGCACAUCCAGGACUGUCCCGGUACAUACAAUAUAAUAUACAAUUUGAGAGCUUUGGUGGAUUUCACAAUUAAAUUGUUAAAAACAUGAACUAAAAACCAUGUGAAAACGUGAGCAUUGAACUUCAGCACAAUCAGGCUAUUUCUUGAAAACUAAUGUAGGGUUUUUUUCAUCACAGUGAAAAUAGUCAAAUGUGUAUAUGAUAAAUAAAUGUAUGUAUUGCAAAAUGUAAAAAAAACAGGUGUUACAAAUGACUUUGUUGGUGUUUUUAUAUAAAUAUAUAUAUUUAAUGCAAUUUAUUAAUCUGCAUAGUAAUGUUUGUAUGUCUAAAGCAGUGUUUCUCAAAGUGUGGUCCGGGGUUUUUAUUUGGUCCAUCUCCUCCCUCCUCUCAGUU